AUGCACGCCGCGCGCACGCUCAUCCUCUGCUUCGACGGCACCGGCGACCAGUUCGACGACGACAACUCGAACGUCGUCCAGCUCGUCUCCAUGCUCAAGAAGCACGACCCUGAUGAGCAGAUGGUCUAUUACCAGACCGGAAUAGGCACGUACACCGGCCCCGGCGCGACCGUCAACUCCUUCACGCGCACGUUCUGGAAGCUUGCCGACCAGGCCGUCGCCUGGAGCCUCAGCUACCACGUCCAAGGCGGGUACGAGUUUCUGAUGAGCCACUACCGCGCCGGAGACAAGAUAUGCAUAUUCGGCUUCUCGCGGGGCGCCUACACUGCGCGCGCCCUCGCCGGCAUGCUGCACAAAGUCGGCCUGCUGCCGCCGGGGAACCGCCAGACGGUCCCGUUCGCAUACAAGAUGUUCAGGCGCGAGGACGACCGCGGCUGGGCGCAGAGCACCGCGUUCAAGAAGGCCUUCUGCAUCGACGUCGACAUCGAGUUCCUCGGGGUGUGGGACACGGUUGCCUCAGUCGGCCUCAUCCCGCGGCACCUCCCCUUCACGACGAACAACACGUCCAUCAAGACCUUCCGCCAGGCCGUCUCGCUCGACGAGCACCGCGCCAAGUUCAAGGUCAACCACUGGCACCGCCACUCGCCCGAGCAAGAAAAGCUCGGCACGCAGCCCGGCGACAUGCCGCGCUCCUCCCGGCGCGCCGCCCAUCCCGAUCAACACGACAACGGCGAUGGGAAACACACUGACAAGGGCAAGCACACCCAGAAGAAGACGAAGGGCAGGGGCUGGACGAAGACCGACGUCCUCGAAGUGUGGUUCGCGGGCUGCCACGCCGACGUCGGCGGCGGCUCCGUGCGAAACGACACGCCGCACAGCCUCUCGCGCAUCCCGCUGCGCUGGAUGGUGCGCCAAUGCUUCCUCGCGCGCACGGGCAUCCUCUUCCACGGCCGCGCGCUGCGCGCCUUCGGGGUGGACCCCGCCGCCUUAUACCCGACCGUCCAGCCGCGCCCGCCCGCGCUGGGGUUACGAGAUAAUACGGUGCUGUGUGAGCACCUGAGUAAGGUAGCGGCGGAGGGGAAGUGCGCGGACUCGAUUCCGGGGAGCAAGGAUAUCGAGUUUGGGAAGGUGGGGAAGAUGGCGAGCGAGGAGGAGGAGGAUCUGGCGGAUGCGCUGUGCCCGCUGUAUGAUGAGCUGACGAUUGCGAAGUGGUGGUGGAUACUCGAGAUUCUGCCCCUUAGGGUGAGGCAGCAGGCGGAGAACGCGAGUUGGUUUUCGUGUUGGACGAUACAUCUCGGGAGGCCACGGGAGCUGCCGAAGCACCAUCUGCGCGCAGGGGUGAAGGUGCACCGGACGGUGAAGACGCGCAUGGAGGCGGCGAAGAUGCUCAAGGGCGCGCAUUAUAAUCCGAGGGUGGUGUUUGAUGGGGACCCCACCUGGGUUGAUUGAUGGAAAAC
Gloeophyllum trabeum ATCC 11539 is the source of this 1457-nucleotide messenger RNA. RefSeq lists its product as uncharacterized. The transcript is spliced from 8 exons. Bases 1 to 1449 code for a protein of 482 amino acids. The record is from RefSeq and is a predicted model, not a curated record. Lineage: Eukaryota; Fungi; Basidiomycota; Agaricomycetes; Gloeophyllales; Gloeophyllaceae.